CAGCCUUAAAUCUAGUUACUGACGUUUGGAACGUGCUUCUGUAAACUAGUUUUAAAAAAGCUUCUCCUGUUAAUUCAUUCACAGUUCACUGUGCCUCUUGUUGCAGAGGGAAGAAAAGCUGAUUUAGCAAUCUAAAUGGACGCAAUACUGAAUUACAGGUCGGAAGAUACCGAAGAUUACUACACGCUCCUGGGAUGUGAUGAACUGUCUUCGGUUGAACAAAUCCUGGCAGAAUUCAAGGUCAGAGCCCUGGAAUAUCACCCCGACAAGCAUCCUGAAAACUCCAAAGCUGUGGAGACUUUUCAGAAACUGCAGAAGGCAAAGGAGAUUCUGACUAAUGAAGAGAGUCGAGCCCGCUAUGACCACUGGCGAAGGAGCCAGAUGUCGAUGCCAUUCCAGCAGUGGGAAGCUUUGAGUGACUCGGUAAAAACGUCAAUGCACUGGGCUGUCAGAAGUAAAAAGGAUCUGAUGCUGGAAGAAUCUGACCAGACUCGUACCAGCAAGACUGAAAAUGAGGAAUGGAACGAGCAAGGAGAAACAAAGAAAGAGGAGCUGGAUUCAACCACAGAGAAAAUGGAGCAGAAAGAAUCUGAGUCUCUGGAGAAGUCAUUCUCCCCACAAAAUCCAGAGUCUCCAAAUCUGAUGGUGGUUACGAGAUUAAUCACAGCAGCAAGGAUCGAUGACUAAUGCAGCUAUUGAGAGGGGUCUUUAAUUUCCUGGAGGCAAAAACCAUUACCCGCCACCUCCACAUCACAGAAGAGGAGAUGCCAGGACUACUGGGGAAUCAGUGAUGGAAGAAAUUGUAAAACUGAUGCAAUUACUGAGAAAAUGAUGAAAUGUCUCACAAUGAAAGGCUUCAAUUCCCUUCAAUUUGAGGUUUUGUGAUAUGUAUCAGUGUGGCUAUGUCUUCAGCAUUAUUACUUCUCGGCUCUCUGUGUCAUCUUUCCCUCAUUUGGGGGAAUAUUUUGCAUCAGGCGGCUCAUUCUCGUCCUUUCUCCUCCUACCCAGGCUCUUCCAUUUCUUCCAAUGUCUUUGCAUUCAUGAUUUCUUGUAUUAAUUAGCUGCCAAGAGUAAACGUUUUCCUAGUGGAAUCUAGGUUAGGUUUAUGGAAAACUAGACCUUUCUCUGAUUCUAACCUAUGGUGGGAUUUAGGGAAAAUCACUUGAGCUCUCUGAUCCCGUUUCUUCUACCUGUGGCUGGAAAUAAGCAUCCCCCCUUUGUAGAACACAGGCUCUGGGCUCCGAACCAGGUCCAGAGCUGCCUGUGGGAGCCAGGACACUGUGGGAACUGGUGAGGAGUGUGUAGUCCAGAAGUAGAAGUCAAGGAUUAGCAACGACAGGGAAGGCAGAGAAUGAGACUGUGUCUUCUCCAUCAUUCUUUCUAAUAACUCUUCUUACUGUUCUUUUAAAAAAAAGGGCAGAGAUAGCAAGGGAGAGAUUACAGUUAAGUAGAUAUAUCUAUAUAUACACCGGUUCCAACCACCUCAAUUAUCUUUUCACAUUCGGCUGAAUUAGAUGCCAUUCUUCGUAGCAUCCCGCUUCUGAAGAUAAAGGUGAUUUGUCUUCAGAAUAAAGUAUAUGAAGUAAGCUUAUAUUUAAUAUAUUAAAUAGAAGGAAAGUAUAUUAAAUAUUUUCCAGCUUGUUAGAUGAUUAGGGGAGGCUCUAAAACAGGGUCUAAUAAUGAUAAUAAUAAUAGUGACUCCUAUCUUUAACAGUUUCCAAAGCAUUUUCUCAUGAAUCUUGUUUGAACCUCACAACUGACUUCACUUUCUUGAGGAAUUUGUAGCUUUUGUUACAUUCCAAAAAUCAUGAUAGAAUGGAAAACAUUAUUUUAUUUUUAGUUUUUUCUUAAAUCAUUGGUUCUCAACCUUGAAAUCACCUGGGGAGCAUGAAAAUCCUGAUGACUGGAUCCCACCCCAGAGGUUCUGAAAAAGAAGCUGACAUGAAGGUUGUUCACCAGAAAACACCUGAAGAGGAAUGAUUAGCUCUGUGCCCUUAGGCAAGUCUUUACUUUUACUUCUCUGAGCCUUGCUUCCUCUCUUGUAAAAUGAGGACAUGUAAACCUCAUUUUACCAAGAAAUGAAACGAAACCAGGAAAAUUGUGGUUUUCCUGUGGAACAGUCUGGUUUUGAUUCUUCUCUUCUGGACUAAAUUCAAGGAAUCAGGGAGUCUAUGCAUCAAGGCGGGGGCACUCUGCUGGCAGACAUCCACGGUGGCAACAUCCAUGGUGCAACGUGUGUGGUUAAGAGGGUGGCUCUGGAGGCAGCACCUAGCCUCAGUGUAACCUUAGGCAAGCUCAUUAACCUCCCUGUGCCUAGUUUCCUCAUCAGUAAAACGGGAUAGUAACUACUUGAUGUGGGACACAAAUGUCUACCAUUAAUAGUAGAAAUUGGGAAAGAAAAUCAGAGAGUGACUAAAACUAUUUUUUCCCAACACCUUUCCAUUCUCUAGAAUGGUGCUCCAGCAUCCCCCGGGGGCUUGUUACAAAUGCAGAUUAUUGGACCCCACCCCUGACCUACUGAAUCAGAAUCUGUGAGGGGUAAGGCCCAGGAAUCUGUUUCGAAUCUCUCUGGAAUCUUGAGGGGAUUCUCGUGCAUGCUAGAGUUUGAAUGGCACCAUUCUAGAAUCUUGCUCCCCAAAGUGUGAUCCAGAGACGAGAAUCAUCAGCAUCACCUGGGAACUUAUUAGACAUGCAGAAUCUUGUGCCCCACUCUGCAUCUGCUAAAUUGUAACCUGUGUAUUAACAAGAUCCCUAGGUAUUCCUACGCACG
Molecule: messenger RNA, 2770 nt
Organism: Equus quagga
Lineage: Eukaryota; Metazoa; Chordata; Mammalia; Perissodactyla; Equidae
Gene: DNAJC12
Product: DnaJ heat shock protein family (Hsp40) member C12
Exons: 5
Coding region: 136-687 (183 amino acids)
Cellular component (GO): cytoplasm
Source: RefSeq, a predicted model, not a curated record